AUGGGUCGUUCGCGUGCCUUUGGGGUCUCGUCCCGCAAAGAAAGCGCCGGCCAGAAUCACCGUACUUCGUCAGCUUCCUUCACUCUAAACAACCCGCCGUCCCGCGUAGACACGCCGUCCACCGACACUCCGUCGCCUCCGGAUGCGUCGCCUACAGAAAUGAGCGCCAUCAACGAGCGGAGGGCAUCCCGCCCCGGGUCGAUGAUCUUCUCUCACAAUCCCCCAUUGAUGGAGCUGGCGAAUGAUACGCCCCCAGAACUCCAACCUAUCUUCGGUUAUCUCAACAGUCAUGCGAACAAGCUCUACCAUGAAGGUUAUUUCUUGAAGCUCAACGACCUGGAUAUCCAUGGACGGCCCUGCGCUGACCGACAGUGGGUGGAAUGCUAUGCGCAACUGGUUGGAACUGCGCUUUCCUUAUGGGAUGCUGCUGCGCUGGACGCGGCGGGCGAAGAGGCAGAGGUCCCUCCGACUUUUAUCAACCUAGCGGACGCCUCGAUCAAAGUGAUUGAAACCUUGCCCACACGCAACCAGGGCGUGGAGCCACUCAAAAAUGUUCUGAGCAUCUGUUCUGCCGGCCAAAAUCGAUAUCUGCUACACUUCAACUCAUUCCACUCGCUCACGCAAUGGGCCGCGGCCAUUCGUUUGACUCUAUUCGAGCACACCUCUCUGUACGAAGCGUACACCGGGUCGAUCAUUGCAGGAAAGGGAAAGAACCUUAACAAUAUUCGCGCUAUCAUGGAGCGCAGCCGGUUCAAGUAUGAAGACUGGGCACGAGUGAGGUUUGGAGCGGGCACACCGUGGAGACGGUGCUGGUUUGUUAUCACUCCUCCCGAUGAGAAGCAGCUCAAGAAGGCGCAAAAGUCGAUGAAGAACAAAUCUGCCUAUGAUCGAGCGCCCAAGUUGGUCACUGGAAAUAUCAAAUUUUAUGAGACACGGAAAACCAAAAAGGCAAAGCCCAUCGCAACAAUCACCGAUGCCUACAGUGCUUUCGCGAUCUAUCCCGAAUCCCAGGCCCUGAUUGAACAGUCCACAUUGGUGAAGAUUGAGGGACAGAUCACGAUACACUCACAACAGCCGUCAACAUCGGAAGGAUUUGUUUUCGUCAUGCCUGAGGUCCAUCCCGCGAUUCCCGGCUUUGAGAUGAUGCUCCGGUUCCUCAUUCCCACGUUCGACACUUUCAACCUAUAUGGUCGCCCUACUCGCCUGAUCGCUGCUACAAAUCAUAUCAAAAGCAUCAUGUUCGCUUUCCCUACCCAGCGUCGUUAUGGAUACCUGGACAUCAUGGAUAUUGCGAGCCUGAUGCAGUCGCCCAAUAGCCAGAACUGGAGUGAAGCGGAAUGGAGACAGCAGUUGAAGGAGGCAACUGCACGUCGCAUGGCGUCUGGUCGUAGCCGGACCAGCAGUUUGUCGGGAGGAAAGCCUCGCUUCCGGGCGAGCCUGCCAAGUCGGUAUAGCCGAGUCGCCUUUCAGAACAACGAUGUGCUCCCCACCGGUCAGGUUGGGUUCAACCAGUCCACCGAUGCCAUUAUCCACGAAGUGCCCAAGGACGAUUCCCUUUCCUCAACUUAUCAUUCCCGUGGCGCCUCGGAUACUACUGGAUUAUCUCCCAUGAAGAAUGAACCGCAAACCUCCAUUGUGGAGAGCUCCCCUUCAUCUUCUGCUCAGGAAUUGGCACCAUCAGCCACAGAUCGUCCUCGUACGAAGGACUCGAACGAACAGAGCAGCUCUGAUGGUGAAUGGAAACAAUCGGAUGUCCAUACCCACCCUAUCGCACAGCAAUUGCGGUCUCCUUCCCCGCCGUCGCCUGUUACAAUGCCACCCGCCUUCACCCAUGGACCUGGAGAGCUACCAUCGACAAGACCACAGCCUUCACCGGAUUUCACAAAAGCCCGUAACCGGAUGUCUCACGGUACCCUUACGGAGCUGGCUGCUGCAUCUGGGAAGCUGAAUCUAUCUGGUGCUUUCGAAACGCCUGAGCAACGCAGAGCCAAAGAGUUGAAUGGCUCAGCUCCGUAUGAGCUGACCCGGAUCGAUUCUCAUGGCUCGGAGAAGUUGGAGCCCGGUCUCGUCUUUGCCAGCUCGACUGAUAGGACCGCUGCACAUCAAAAUCAAGGGCCCACGCCGCCGGAACAUCGGACCAACGACACAUUUGGAGGACCUUUACCUAAACCAAACAGACAAAGUCUCCAGCUGGACACCAAAGCAGUGAAGCGAAAGCCCCUUCCACACCAACAAUAUCGCGGGAUCGCAAUCACCAGUCCCACGGGGACAGAGCCUAGCUACGAUGACCUUCGCCAUACCGUCGACGAAGACGCUUUGAAUCGUGUUGGGUCCCGUCAUCUCCCUUCUCCUGAUAAAGAAUACCAUCAAGAUGAGGAUAGUGUUUAUGACGACGCCUCUACAACGUCCCCUGAUUAUGCCAGUACUCAUGAGUCGGUCUAUAGCAAACACUCGGCGAAGUCAGUCACUCGACCGCGAAUGGGCGUUAUGAAAACUGUUGGAGAGACUCCCAAGAAGGACCUUGUCAUUGGUGAUGCUCACUACACCUUGGAUCGUCCUUCGGAUGCAAACAUGGAUAUUCCAUCUGUGGAUUUCGGCCCGACGUUGACGUAUUUGCCUACUACUGGUCGUCCGACCACUUCAGACACUCUGAAAAAGGCCAGCCACAAGAACGACUCCAACGCGCUAGAUAAGAAUCGCUCCUCUGUUCCCACUCACCCCAUGGACCGCGCCCAUUCCCGAUCGCCAAACCAGGACGAAUACCGACGAAGCGUGUUGUGGCAGCCGGGUAUGGCUGCUGCUCGCCCGGUGACUCCUGGUGGACUGACUCCCGAACAAUAUGUGCAACAGAGGGCAACCUCCAAUACCCCUAUUGCUAUGCACCACCGGAGCCCGUCUACAACACCCACACUGCCGCCUGCUCGCCCGGUUUCGGGUGAUUGGAUGACCCACUCUCGCUCUGCCUCGCAGAUGACCAUCACUCGCGAUGGCCCCGCGCGACCUCAUUCCCGCGGCGCCAACAGCAUGAUGAGCUACAACGACAUCUCGUCCCAUCUCUCUGCCCGCGAACAGGAGCACGUGGCUCGUGUGACAGGGUCAUCCUUCUUCAAUCUCAGCAAUGAAAACAAGAAGCAUCAGCCUCAAGUCAACCCUAUGGGUUUGGUGGGUGCGAUUGAUGCGCGUGAGCGGGAAAAGAAGAGCAUCAUGGAUGGCAUGUCGAACCAGAUGGUGCAGCAUGCUAUUGCACAGCGACAGCAGCACUGGCAGCAGCAUCAACAGCAGCCGGCUCCCAUCCCUCCAACUCACCAGUACGGAAUCCAAGCUGGUGGACAUCACAGUGUGUACAAUCUCCCUGCGGCGAGCCACACGUGGGACGCUCUCAACCAGGCGUACCGACCUGAGGAGCCACGACGCCAAUCUUGGUAUGGACAGUUUGCAGCACAGCAGCCGCAGACGUAUCAGCAAGGCCCAUAUUUCAACCAACACCCUAGCCACUUCAGCAAUGCUAACGCCAUGCACUACUAA
Molecule: messenger RNA, 3525 nt
Organism: Aspergillus terreus NIH2624
Lineage: Eukaryota; Fungi; Ascomycota; Eurotiomycetes; Eurotiales; Aspergillaceae
Product: PH domain protein
Exons: 4
Coding region: 1-3525 (1174 amino acids)
Source: RefSeq, a predicted model, not a curated record